UUUCUUUUAUAUAUAUAAACCAUAAAACAUAAAGCCAACUCUAAGUGUCAUAGAGAAGAAGCUAUCCUAGUUCCAAGCUGUUUAUUACCUUGCAUCUUCCGCAAUCACCUUCUCUCUUCACUCUUAUCUCUUUCUCUCUAAAAAUGUGACUUUGUUGUACGUGUGAGACUGAGCCUAAAACAGUACGGAUACUUGAGCAAAGGAACAAAUAUUGAAGUGUCCAAUGCGUACCAACAAUACCCUUUAGUUUACUCUCUCUAAAAAAACAAACAAUUCUCUAUCCUCUACACUCUAGUCUCUCGCUGUUUGUUCUCUACUUAACUCACAUCUCUAAGCUGUGUGCGUGAACCAGCGGAUAGCAAGGAUGAGUAAACAAGACAUGAUGAAAAGUCAGAAUUGCCUUCUCAAGGUCAAUAUCCACUGCGAUGGCUGUGAACAGAAAGUAAAGAAAAUCCUGCAGAAAAUUGAUGGGGUGUAUUCUGUGAACAUAGAUGCGGAGCGAGGGAAGGUGAUGGUGUCAGGGCAUGUAGAUCCAGCUAAACUGAUAAAAAAGCUGAAGAGGUCAGGGAAGCAUGCCGAACUUUGGGGUGGCCAGAGAGGCAUGAUGUACAACCAAAACUACCCCACCUACCCUCAGUUCAAGAACUUGCACAUAGAUAACACCAAAGGGGGUAGCAAGGACAAUAAGUCUCAGAAUCACAAGGGUGGUGCUCAGAAAGGUGGUGGUCAACUAGCACACUUCCAAAGUGCUAAUGGAGGGUCAAAAGUACCCCCCAAGAAUCAGAAAUCUGUCGACUUCAACUUAUCUGAAGAUGAACUUGAUGAGAGUGAUUUUGAUGAAUUUGAUGAUGACUAUGAUGAGUUUGAAGAUGAUUUUGAUGAAGAGGAUGAAGAGGAAGAGUAUGGUCAUGGUCAUGGUCAUGGCCAUGGGCAGCAGGGGCAUCCUAUGCAACAUAACAAGAUGAUGGCUAUGAUGGCCCAGAUGGGGAACGGGCGUGGGCCACAUGGGCCUGGUGGAAUGAUGAAUGGGCCUGCCAUGAACGGCCAUAAAGGGAAUGGGGGUGUCAAGAAGGGUGAGGUCAUUGAUCUGCCUAUACAAAUGAAGGGCAAAGGUGGAAACUUCAGCUUCAGCGAGGGUAAAAAUGAAAUAAAGGGCAAUGGAGAUGGUGGUCAAAAGAACAAAGGUGGAAAGCAAAAGGGUGGAGAUAAUAAUCAUAACAAUGGUAACAAGAAAAAGAACUCCAAAGGCAAAAAUGGUGGUGGCUUCCUAGUUCGGUUCCUAGGCUUAGGAAAAAAGAACAAGAAGGGAGGCGGAGGUGGAGGUUCAGCCGACACAACAACAAGCAAGAAUAAAAACAACAACAAAGGAAAGAAAGAUGGAGGUAAAUUCGACAAAAUUGACUUUGACUUCCAAGAUUUUGAUAUCCCUCCUACCAAAGGUAAAAAUGGCAAGGGUGGCAGUAAUAGUAAAAACAAUAAUGACAAGGGUCAUGGUAGCAAUAAUGGUAAUGUUGGUCACCACAUGGGUCAGAUGGGCCCAAUGGGUCAGAGAGGUCCAAUGAAUCAGAUGGGCCCAAUGGACCAUAUGAGGAAUAUGAACAUCAAUAUGCCGGCUGUGCAAGGAUUACCGGCAGCCUCGGCCGCCGCGAUGAACGGUGGUUACUACCAAGGCAUGCAGAUGCAAAUGCAACAACCCAACCCUUACAACAUGCAGCAGCAGCAACAACAGCAACUAAUGGCCAUGAUGAUGAAACAACAACAACAACAAAUGCAAGCAAACAUGAACGUGUACCCACCACACAUGAUGUAUGGAAGGCCACACCCACACCAAGACCCAUCUAUGAACUACUUUCCACCCCCACCAAUGCCUUCACACCCAAUGGCGGAUCCUAUCACGCACGUUUUCAGUGAUGAGAACACUGAGAGCUGCAGUAUCAUGUAAAUUAUUUAUUAGUGGUGACUAGUUUGUUUUAAUUAGGUUUUUCUACUAUUUGUUUGUAGUCUUCUUUCUUUUAUUUGGGGGGUUCAUUAAAUUUUGUCCUAGUGCUAGAAAAAUGUGCAACAUUUUAGGACUAUUAGGGAUAUCAUGUGCUGUUUGUUUUAUUUUGGUCCGGUCCUGCUUGAAAACAACCCGAUGAGUAGGACAUGCUGCUGCCAGUGCAAGGCGAUGACAGACUCUUUCACAUGGCCUUUAAUUUGCUCAAAUUAAAUGGAGCCAUGCUCCCUGUAAAAUUCAAUGCUCUAGAUUCUGUUGGCUUUACUAUUGGCCAAAUAUGUUCUUUUCACACAUGUUGGUCACAAUAUUCAAUACUUAAGUUCAACUUCAAUUG
Glycine soja is the source of this 2330-nucleotide messenger RNA. Its product is annotated as heavy metal-associated isoprenylated plant protein 34-like. The coding region runs from base 365 to 1942 and encodes 525 amino acids. The record is from RefSeq and is a predicted model, not a curated record. Gene Ontology annotation, molecular function: metal ion binding. Lineage: Eukaryota; Viridiplantae; Streptophyta; Magnoliopsida; Fabales; Fabaceae. The transcript is spliced from 3 exons.